Molecule: messenger RNA, 1243 nt
Organism: Amorphotheca resinae ATCC 22711
Lineage: Eukaryota; Fungi; Ascomycota; Leotiomycetes; Helotiales; Amorphothecaceae
Exons: 3
Source: RefSeq, a predicted model, not a curated record
GCAGCUCUGUCACACCCAUGCUAUCGGGGUAUAUAUACCUGGUCAACCCCAAGGCUUUGUCUCGUAACCACCAAGUCUCCGUGGAAUCCAGCAUCACCAUCAUAAUCAUGUACUGCCCAACAUGCGGAGGACGAAAAUAUUCCCGGGGUCGUGCUGGUUGUUGCAACUCCGUCAGCCUGGUCAAACGAAGGGAUGACGCCCAUCGCGUUCCGAUGACAAUACUCUCGCAAACGGGGCCAUUUCAAAUCUCCCAACGACGGCUCUCAAAUCUGUGGCCUGCCGGUAUGAACCGGGCUCGAAUGCUGGGGAAUCGAGUCUUAGGUGCUGGAGAUGUCCUUGGACGACCGUAUGAGUCGCCCGACGAAUAUGAGACCUCUAAUCAAGCCAUAGAGUGGCUGAAAUAUCGAGCUCUGAACUGGCCUAGGCAUACUAGAGGCUGUCCUAACCACCGUGGUGGGAAUUACGACCAGAUGUUCACCCUUCGGGUCGAGAGAUUGAGAGAUGCCUGGCGUACCGGAGACGAGGGGUUGCUCUUCGACGAACUUAGGCAGACCCUGGAGUUUUUCGAAGCUCUGAGCAAGCUUUUUGGUCGAGAUGGAGGAGUCUCCCCAGGCCUAUAUGAUGAGGUACAGGAGAUGGGUUUGCACGCUGCACCUCUUGCUGCAUACGUGCCGGAAGCUAUGUUCUAUCUGAUCCUAUACAUGUGGAGGAUGACUGGCUAUGAUCAGGACAUCAUCCGGAGUAUGAUAUAUGCGAUCCCUCCUGUAGACCAGGCUGGUCUUUACGAGUUUGCCAAGGCUAUGUUUUUGGAGGAGGGCCAUGAAGUUGCUCUGCAGAUUGUGUCAAUUUUGUCGGUGACAGAUCAACUUCAACACAGGGACUUGAUUGCAGAGCUUGCGGCUGGUGGUUUGAUCUGAGUACUUUUCCUCUGCCGGUAGCUUCAAAUUCGCGUCUUUCACCAAAAUCCGCCACGAUCUUUAUCUGUAUAGCUCGGACACUUCUACACUUAUAGGACCUCCUUUUUCAUCAAUUUCCUUCUUCAUCGAUUGGUGCUGGAUAUGUUAUGGACAAAAUGAGAAGAUAGUCGGCCUUCGGGGCUUACUGUAUUGUCAGCAUUGGGCUAUCUCUAGCAUAGACAAUUCUACUAGCUUCUGUCAAUAGUGUUGCAUUGGGAGUCUUCUCCAUCCUCGGAGGUUCCGGUACAUUGGAUUCAGCACCAAUAUAGAAGAUUCUUCGCACUUCA